Molecule: messenger RNA, 4644 nt
Organism: Akanthomyces muscarius
Lineage: Eukaryota; Fungi; Ascomycota; Sordariomycetes; Hypocreales; Cordycipitaceae
Exons: 3
Coding region: 1-4644 (1547 amino acids)
Biological process (GO): protein deubiquitination
Molecular function (GO): cysteine-type deubiquitinase activity
Source: RefSeq, a predicted model, not a curated record
AUGGCCGCUGCGAUAAUCGUUGGUGGUGAGUGGCAGGCUGACCCGCCGUCGUCGUUGCCAGACUCGCCCUCGCCCUCGCCCUCGCCCGACACCGCCCUGCCCUCCUGCGAGCCCGCCGACGACCACCACCACGACAGCGACAACGUCGCCUACUCCUUCACCACCGCGACGUCCGUAGACGACAACCGGAGCGUCCACCGCGACAGCAGCCCCCCCGUUUACCUGCGAUCCGACUCGCUGCAGCCGGCCUCUAGCCUCCCCGCCCGCCUCCAGGCCGCCGCCGCCACCACCAACAGCAGCAGCAGCAGCGCCAACGGCACCAACGGCCACCACCACCACCCGCGUCAUCCGUCGCCCCUGCACGACUGCACCUCGGCCGCCUCGCCCCCCUGCGCGUCAGUCUAUGCUGACCUGUCCCUCGACGGCGAACGGGGGAUUGGUGAGGCUGGUUCUGCGGUAACGACACUGCCCAGAAGCCAGUCUCCGUUUCGAGUGUCCAGACGGGCCAUCAUGAAUGGUGACGCUGAGCUGCCCCACCGUUCCUCUUCGCCGCUCAAGCGUCGCGCCUCGAGCAUGGAUCCCGAGCCGGACGCCUCGCCUCGCAAUGGCGAGGAUGCCAACGUGAAUUCUUCGCAGACCACGGCCACGGCCAAGUCGGCCGACGCCCCGCGUGCCAUGAGCGUUGACCCGCCAGAGGGUGCUGACGCCCCAGCGCAAAACCCGCCUCCUGUUGCCGAGCAAAUCAAAAUCAUUGAGACUCUGCUCAAGGCCUUUGAGGAUGCCCCCAGCGCCGAAGGCGACAAGGCCUACCUUGUCUCGAGAGAAUGGGUUGACAAGGCCCGCUCGCUGCAGGGCCCGACCAAGGCCAAGGCGGAAGAUGGCGAUGUGCAGCUUGGUCCGGUCGACAACUCUGACAUUAUCGACCAAGUCAUCAAGGACCCCUCGGGAGCUUCCUUUACUCGUCUCAAACCCGGUGCCGACCAGGAGACUUUUGCCCUCUUCCCAGAGGAUGCGUGGAAACUUGUCAUGGAAUGGUACGGCCUCAAAGAAGGACAAGAGCCCAUCUGUCGUAUUGCGUUCAACUCUGCUGAGGGUGGAGAAGACAACAUUCUCUAUGAGUUUCACCCUCCAAUUUUCCGCGUUCACCGGGUGUGGUCGGAACUCAGCCCAUUGCCUAUUGAGCAGGCCUUGAAGGCUAAUAAUCCUCCUGCAAUCCUGGCCCCCAGAAGCCGUGGCGCAAAACUGCAAGAAUUUUUAAAAGACAUCAAAACCUGGGCGGGCAUUCCCCUCGAUCGCAAGGUCAUUGUCCAUCAAGUCCGACAUCCCGACCCUACCACCAUCCCGACUACGCAGCAAGCGGGAUCGGCAUUGACGCCACCAGACUCUCCUGGCCGUGAGGCACAAAAUGCCGAUGGCGAGUGGCCAAACCUGCUGGUGGACUUGCCCACCUUUGCACAGUCCCGUGACCACCGUGAGCAGCUCUCUCAGAUACAGGAUAAGACAGGCCAAAGCUACAACAGCACUGUUACGCUACACAUGAAGGACCUUACGACAGAUGCCACAUUGGUAUUGGAUGAAGUGAUUGACAACAAAUUUUCGGUGAGCACAUACAAAGGUCAGCAAACAAAGCCGCAAAAGAACAUGUCAAAUCGUUCUGGACUUUCGUCGAAGCCAAACAGCGCCAGGAGCAGCCCGGGUGCAGAGGGCAUCAUGACCAGAGGCCGUGCAGGCAAGAAUCGGCAGCUCGGUCGCACGGUGGGUCAUGUUGGUCUGCACAACCUAGGCAACACCUGCUACAUGAACUCGGCCCUGCAGUGUGUCCGGAGCGUCGAAGAACUGACCAAAUUCUUCAUCACUGAUGCGUAUUUGGAUGAAAUCAACAGCACCAAUCUCUUGGGUUACAACGGUAAAAUGGCCAUGGCGUAUGGCGGUCUCCUGCGCGACAUUUACCGAGAGGGUCGUGGCUCCGUCAGUCCGCGAGAAUUCAAGAGCACUGUUGGCAGAUGCAGAAGCACCUUUUCUGGUUGGGGCCAGCAAGACUCUCAAGAAUUUCUUGGCUUCUUGCUCGAUGCCCUUCAAGAAGAUCUGAGCCGUGUUAAGAACAAGCCUUAUAUCGAAAAGCCCGACUCUACCGACGAAAUGAUCAACGACCCUGAAGCUAUUCGCGCAAUGGCUUCCAAAGUCUGGGACAUCACCAGACAGAGAGACGACUCCGUCAUUGCCGACCUAUUUACUGGAAUGUAUAAGUCGACACUAAAGUGUCCCGAGUGCGACAAGAUUAGUAUCACGUUUGACCCUUUCAACACUCUGCCGCUUCCCCUUCCCUUGGAGACUGUGUGGAGCAAGACUGUCAAGUUCUUCCCUCUGAAUGAUGUGCCCGUCAACAUUGACGUCGAGGUUCCCAAGCAUAGCUCCAUCGAAGUGCUGAAGACGUAUCUGUCUCUCCGCACCGGCGUACCGACUGAGCGGAUGAUGGGUGCCGAAGAAUUCAAGGAUCGCUUCUUCAAGAUUUACGACAACAAUCAGGACGUCUCUGAGGAGAUAACGCAGUCCGACGUGCCUACAUUCCACGAGCUAGAGUUUGUGCCCACAAACUGGCCCUCACGGCCGCAGAAGUAUCGCUCCAUGUUGGAUAUUGAUGCGCAGCCUGAAGAUGACGAUCCCUCUACGGAAAGACUGGUUGUUACCGUCGUGCAUCGCCGUCCUAAUAGCCACGGCCGGCCAGAAGGCAUCUCGCCGCCUCAUUUCAUUACUCUGACCAGGGAGGAGGCAUCUAGCUAUGAUGCCAUCCAUCGCAAGAUCCUCGAAAAGGUUGCGACAUUUUCCACCUGGAGCAAGUUCAACAGCGACGAAGAAGUCGAUGCCACUGACACAGACAUGGUGGCCACAUCGGAUGCCGACUCAUCGGGAGAUGGCAAGGUGGCAGCAAAGUCGGUUGAGGGUGAAGAUGAUAUUGUCGACGUCACAAUGAAGGAUGCCGGCGCUGCGCCCACAGGACAACCAGCCUUGCUCAAGCGCUUCAAUAAAUCUCGCCCCAAGUUCAUGGAUGCAGCCGCACGACUAAGUCCUUCGCUGCAGAACUUGUUUGAGCUGAGAUAUUUCGCUAGCCCCAGCGAUGGGGCGAUUCCCACAGGAUGGCAGUCUACGGAUAACAACAGGACACUACCCAGCCUGGCGGACCGCAUGCCACAGCCGUCUGAAGAGGAGAGCGCCACUCCCGAGAGCUCAAACGCCGACGGUUCAGACGACGAUAAUGAUGAUGGGAAUGAAAGUGAAGAGAAGGACGAGAGAAGCAACGAAGAAGAGGCCAAGGAAGAGUCGGUCCAGACUCGCAUGGCCGAAGAGUCGAGUGAGGAAGAGCUCCCCCGUCGAUUCGACCGCGGAGGCCGCAAUCAAAGAAAUGGCGGCCGAAAGAAAUUCAAGGGCCACAAAUCUUACGGCAAACGUGGUAACAAGCGACGAGACAAGCAUGUGAGAAACGGCAAGGCCAACGGACUUCCACAAGUCAACCCCCAGCCGAUGCCUCCGGCCGUUGCUGACGGUGGGCCGCUCAUCCGGCUGCACGAGGGCAUCGCUGUCGACUGGAACGAUGACGCUUGGGAAAUGGUGUUUGGCGGAAGCGGGAGAGACAAUUUGGCUGAAGGAACCAGAACCUUUCUCGAUCUGGAAUCGCUACAGGACCCUGUCAUCAAGAUCAAUCAGCGCCGCCGCCAAACUCGCAAGUCGCGGGGCAUCACGUUGGACGAAUGCCUGGACGAAUUCGAGCGGGCCGAGAUUCUUUCGGAGCAUGACAUGUGGUACUGCCCGCGCUGCAAGGAACAUCGCCGCGCCAGCAAGAAGUUUGAUCUGUGGAAGACACCGGACUACCUGGUUGCUCACCUGAAGCGAUUCAGCAGUAGCGGCUGGCGACGCGACAAGCUAGACGUGCUUGUUGAUUUCCCGAUUGAAGAACUCGACUUGACGGCACGCGUCAUAGAAAAGGAAGAUGGCAAAUCGGAGGUGUACGACUUGAUUGCUGUUGACGAUCACUACGGUGGACUGGGUGGGGGCCAUUACACAGCAUACGCCAAAAACUUUGUGGACGGCAAGUGGUACAAUUACAACGACUCGUCGGUCAGCCUCGUGUCGGAUCCCCAGUCUGUGAUUACGAGCGCAGCGUAUCUGCUCUUCUACAAGCGUCGCGCCUCUGGCCACCUGGGUGGGCCCAGAUUCGCUGCCAUCUUGGACAAGUACGAAAAAGAGACGACGGAAGAGGAAAGUGGUGGUGAUGAUGAUGCCAGCGGCAAGGCGGACGAAGAUCUGCCGGCUUACGAGGGGCGCACACUGGGAGGCAGACGGUCGAGCAGUGAAGAUGAGUCUGGGCCUGGCAGGGUCAGCGCGGUGCGCAACGAGUCGCUCAUGACGCAGACUUGGACUUUUGGGAGCCUCGACGACGGAGCCGAACCGUCAGCGGGAGCGGCCAGCGACGUGGCGCAAUUAGAGUCGUCAGGAGAUGAUGACAACGCGGGAGGUAUCGACGAAGCAGACACCGUCAUGGGCGGCGCCGGGGGAGAUGUCGUAUCGUUGGUUGAGCGGGCAGAAGAAGCCAAAGACGACGAGGAUGAGGUGACGGAGAUUCAUGUAGAGAAUGCCAGGUCGGAGUAG